AAUACAUUUUGUUCACCUAUGUAUGAGUCCGCCGCAUGACAUUAGAUUUACCUUGCUCGAAAUGGAUUGGCUCUCUACCGGAUCUAGAAACUACAGUUAGGCCCUAUUUCCACUAUAAAUUGAGGCCGCGAGAGCCAUUUAGGUCAUUCUGGUCUGUUAGAGACACAAGAAAUAUAUUCUUUUUCGGUAUAGGUCGUUAAGAAAACGCUUCUCUAGUAUUUUUGUAGUCGACGGAAAAUGUGCACAGUAAAGCUUGCAUUGUUUUUUCUUGUGAUGUGGGGCAAAUCAAUCGCCCUACCACUGGAUUCGCUGACUAAAGACUAUACAGAAUCAACUUCAGUAACCGUAACUUCAAGUUCACCAGCUGCAACAGAAUCCUUCAAUGAAACGUAUUUAGAAGCUAAUCUCACAAACUCCACUGACAUUAAUACAACACAUUUAACUGAAACGAGCAAGAUAACUUCCACGGAACACCCGUUCAUGGCAUUUCUGGACUCGGAGGGUCUAAACGUGACAGAAAUUGCUACUACAAACUCAACAGAAACUAUCAUGGAAAAGGCAACAGUUUCUUCAAUAACAGAGGAAAGAGAAUUUUCUACAACUUUGACUGACAACUUCAAUGACACCAAUGUGAUUCCGACAGACAAGAACAGCAACGGCAUCCCAAAUAACACUGGGACCAAUGGUGUGGCAACGAUCAAUGAACCAAAUGUCAUCUCAACUACCAAUGACACUAAUGUCAUCCCAUCUACCAAUGACACUAAUGUCAUCACAUCUACUGAUGAUACUAAUGCCAUCCCAUCUACCGAUGGCACUAAUGUCAUCACAUCUAUUGAUGCUACCAAUGCCAUCCCAACUACAAAUGAAACCAAUGUCAUCUCAUCUACCAAUGACAACAAUGCCAUCCCAUCUACCAAUGACUCUAAUGUCAUCUCAUCUACCAAUGACACUAAUGUCAUCACAUCUACUGAUGAUACCAAUGCCAUCCCAUCUACCAAUGACACUAAUGUCAUCUCAUCUACCAUUGACAACAAUGUCAUCACAUCUACCAAUGACUCUAAUGUCAUCUCAUCUACCAAUGACACUAAUGUCAUCACAUCUACUGAUGAUACCAAUGCCAUCCCAUCUACCGAUGGCACUAAUGUCAUCUCAUCUACCAAUGACAACAAUGUCAGCCCAUCUACCAAUGACUCUAAUGUCAUCGCAUCUACCAAUGACACUAAUGUCAUCACAUCUACUGAUGAUACCAAUUCCAUCCAAACUACAAAUGACACCAAUGCCAUCCCAAAUAACAAUGCAAGUAAUGUUAUCACAUCUACUGAUGAUAACAAUGCCAUUCCAACUACAAAUGACACCAAUGUCAUCUCAACUACCAAUGACACUAAUGUUAUAACAUUUACUGAUGACACCAAUGCCAUCCCAUCCACUAAUGACACCAAUGUCCUCUCAACUACCAAUGAAACUAGUGUCAUCCCAUCUACUGAUGACAACAAUGCCAUCCCAAAUAACAAUGCAAGUAAUGUUAUCCCAUCUACUGAUGACAACAAUGCCAUCCCAAAUAACAAUGCAAGUAAUGUUAUCCCAUCUACUGAUGACAACAAUGCCAUCCCAAAUAACAAUGCAAGUAAUGUUAUCCCAUCUACUGAUGACACCAAUGCCAUCCCAACUACCAAUGACACUAAUGUCAUCUCAACUACCAAUGACACCAAUGCCAUCCCAAUUACCAAUGACAGCAAUGCCAUUCCAUCUACUAAUGACACCGAUAUCACAAACGCCAAUAAUACCAAUAACACCACAGUUAUCCCAUCUACCAAUGAUAUCGAGUUCAUCUCAACGAUUAAUGAUACCAUUGAAAUCAAUGCUCAACAAAUUAGCAAUGACCUAUCAACUACAAGUGUCUCUCCAACUACUAUAGAAGUGGUUCCAUCAAUAACUUCCACUCCAACCACCUCUACCACCACAGCUAUCCCAUACAACUCUACCACCACAACCAUCCCAACAACCUCUACCACCACAACCAUCCCAACCACCUCCACCACAACAACUAUCCCAACCACCUCUACCACCACAGAUAUCCCAUACAACUCUAGCACCACAACCAUCCCAACCACCUUUUCCACCACCACCAUCCCAACCACCUCUACCACCACUAUCCCAACCACCUCUACCACCACUAUCCCAACCACCUCUACCACCACAGAUAUCCCAUACAACUCUACCACCACAACCAUCCCAACCACCUUUUCCACCACCACCAUCCCAACCACCUCUACCACCACUAUCCCAACCACCUCUACCACCACUAUCCCAUACACCUCUACCACCACAGAUAUCCCAUACAACUCUACCACCACAACCAUCCCAACCACCUUUUCCACCACCACCAUCCCAACCACCUCUACCACCACUAUCCCAACCACCUCUACCACCACAGAUAUCCCAUACAACUCUACCACCACAACCAUCCCUACCACCUUUUCCACCACCACCAUCUCAACCACCUCUACCACCACUAUCCCAACCACCUCUACCACCACAGAUAUCCCAUACAACUCUACCACCACAACCAUCCCAACCACCUUUUCCACCACCACCAUCCCAACCACCUCUACCACCACUAUCCCAACCACCUCUACCACCACAGAUAUCCCAUACAACUCUACCACCACAACCAUCCCAACUACCUCUACCACCACAACCACCCCAAUCACCUCUACCACCACAACCUUCCCAACCACCUCUACCACCACAACCACCCCAACCACUACUUCCACCACAACCAUUCCAACCACUACUUCCACCACAAAGCUCUCCAAUCCAACAGCGCCACCUAGCCCCCCGUUUCAAUGUUACGAAUGCUCCAGUGGAGCACCUGGUUACUGGCAGUUCACUGAAUGUCCAGCAAAUGGCAAACUUAAAGGCUGGGCUAGGCAGGGAACAUACACAUGUAGCGGACCUUGCGUUCAGACUGUAACCAGAUGGCCAUUAGGAAACGUUGUUCGAGGCUGUUCUACAAACUACAAUUUCCAGUUUCAAGUGCCCUCUAGCGGCUGUCGGAAAUACCAAGAAGACAUCGUCUGCUUCUGUUCGGGGAAUAAAUGCAACAAAGGGGACAUGACUGUGGAGCAAGCGAUACUUUUAACAAAAUUUUCCUAAUGGAGUUAGGGCACCUGAAUUAUUACAAUUAUGUUAUUUGAAAACAUCCAACAUUCAGAAAAAAAAUAUCUAUUAACACUUAAAACACUUAAACAGUUUUUUAAUUGUUUAAAUAUAAUCAGUUGUAAUCACACAAAAAAAAGUAUAUCAGAUGUCAUUUUCAUUAUGCUUUGACAGACCACGAGAAAAAUGUCCUUUCAGAAUGUUCUGAAUAUCUUAGGACAUAAUGAAAUCUCAAUUUGCUUACAUUUGCUUACAUUAUAAUUACAUAUAUACUUGUGAAGACGGAUAUGUACGAGAGUAUGUGUACGUGAAUGAAAGUCACAUUUACAAUUGGCCAGUUACCAUAUUGCAGGAUCGCAACAAAUGGCAUUAACUCUUUCUCUCCUAAACUGAACACCAUGAAGCAUGCUUCAAAGUCAAUUUCUAUAUCUAGUAUAGAUUUUUAAAAACUUAUUUCAUUAUUUUAAUAUUUAAAAAAAAAAAUAGUAUUUCUUAAAAAGAUGUAAAAAGUAAACUGUUAAAGAAAACGUCUCCAACGUAUAUGGCCGCCCCCCCCCCCCCCCUGCAUACUUCCCAAGUGAAAGUAGAACCUGGUUGUGCGUUCUAAAGUAUAGUAGUAUUAAAGCAAACAUUGUAAAAAAGGGAGAAGACAUAGGCUAUAGGUGUUAGCACAAUGCAAGUGUCCGAUCGCUGGUAGAGAAGCGUGAAACGGAACGUUUUUUUCUUGUUGAAGAGAAAAUGUGUUUUUUUUAAAUAUAUUUUUUUAAAUUUUUUUUUUAUGUAUUUAUAUUUUUUUUAUAUCUUUUUAAUAGAUGUUUCACGUUUUUUUUUUACGAUUUCGAAAAUCCAUUUAAUGAAGACAAUCAAUAAAAGUUAUAAAAAAACAACAA
Messenger RNA from Biomphalaria glabrata, 4049 nucleotides. RefSeq names its product mucin-5AC-like. The record is from RefSeq and is a predicted model, not a curated record. The transcript is spliced from 3 exons. Bases 238 to 3156 code for a protein of 972 amino acids. Lineage: Eukaryota; Metazoa; Mollusca; Gastropoda; Planorbidae.